Molecule: messenger RNA, 1260 nt
Organism: Penicillium canariense
Lineage: Eukaryota; Fungi; Ascomycota; Eurotiomycetes; Eurotiales; Aspergillaceae
Product: lactonase family protein
Exons: 2
Coding region: 1-1260 (419 amino acids)
Molecular function (GO): 6-phosphogluconolactonase activity; protein binding
Source: RefSeq, a predicted model, not a curated record
AUGCGCCUCUCCCACGCGCCCCUGGUCUUGCUCCUCACCACCACAACCGCGGCAUCCCUCCACCAGACAUGCGGACGCCCACCCACCUCCCUCUGGGCCACUCAUUACAAUGGCAAUGUCUACACCCUCGCAUUUGAUGGCCAUAAUCUGACACUUUCCGACACUACGAAGACCUGCGGGUUGAUGCCGAGCUGGUUAACCUUUGACCCGGAGACGCGAACCGUGUACUGCUCCGAUGAGGACGGCACUGCGGAUCCGAGUACGCAUGGCUCGCUGUGGGCGUACCAUGCGGGGAGUGAUGGGCACUUGCACCAGAUUGCGAAAACGAAUACCGUCGGUGGUGGCGUGAAUAGUGUGAUCUAUGAGGGCAACAAGGGGGAGAAAUUCCUUGCCAUUGCGCAUUACGAGGGCUCGGCGCUCUCAACUUUCGCUCUUCCACUCCAGGACAAUGCGCCUGCCGUCCAAGAACUCCGCUUCAAUAUGAGCCAUCAGGGAGCGACCGCGCAACAGGAUGCGCCCCACCCGCACGAGGUUUUCCUCGACCCGACAGGCUCCUUUAUUGUGAGCCCCGACCUGGGUGCGGACCUGGUUCGUGUCUACUCGAUCGACGGUGGGUCGGGGAAGCUGGAGCAAUGUCCCCCCGUCAACGUCACUUUCGGCAGCGGUCCCCGCCAUGGAGUGUUCUGGACCGAUGGGACGAACAACGAGAGCCGGUCGGCUGGAAGCCAGGACGGCUCGCCGGAGCGCUUUCGGCAAGUCGCAGCGGUCGGGAAGACGAUGAUGUACCUAGCGAACGAAAUCGGUGGCACCGUGAUGGUGUUUGAUGUCGCCUAUGCGCGAUCGGGUUGUCUCUCGUUCCAGAAGACGCAAACGCUCGUGCCCUAUACCAAUGGCACGAUGCCCAAGGGCGCUACCCCUGCUGAAAUUCGGAUGGUCGGAAAUGAACUCUACGUCUCGAUUCGGACCGACCAGGCCUUCGCCCCGAAUGAUAGCAUGGUCACCCUGGAUCGAUCCCCGCUCAAUGGAGCCGUCUUGCUCCGGGACAAGACUCCGUCAUACGGCAAGGUGCCGCGGACCUUCACGAUCAACCGAGCCGGGGAUCUGGUGGCCAUUGGAAACCAGGCUACCGCCACAGUCGCGAUUGUACGUAGAGACCGGGAAACGGGUCAGUUGGGGGAGGAAAUUGCGGUGCUUCAGGUGGGGGAGCCCGGGAAAGUGGGCACUGCGGAAGGCCUGAGCAGUGUGAUCUGGGACGAGUAA